AAUUUUGAAUUUACAAUUUAUCAUCGUCGAGUCAUCCCCGCGAUGAUAUCCAUCGGCGCCAUCACAGCACCCUCUGUUCCCAUUCCAAUCUCUCCUCUCAAAUCGCCCCUUUUCCUUCCCUAUCUCCUGAAUUCCCACCCAAAUCCCAUCCGAAGAAUGGCAUCCUUUGCCGGAUUACCUUCCGGAGUAGGCGCAGCCUUUAAUUCAGGUAGCAGCGGCGGCGGAAUUAAGGUUCAGACAUUGAGGGAUUACAUGGGAAGAGGGGGCGAAAACGUCGGAGACGAAUUGAUUGUGCUGUACGGUCACCUGGAGUAUGCUUGCAAGAGGAUCGCUGCGCUUGUGGCGUCGCCGUUCAAUUCCAGCCUGGGUAAACAAUUCAGUGGCAGCGAAACAGGCAGUGGCGGUGAGAGGGAUAACCCUAAGCCACUUGACAUUGUCGCAAAUGAAAUUAUAUUAUCAUCCUUGAAGAAUUCUGGAAAAGUUGCAGUAAUGGCUUCAGAAGAAGACGAUGCUCCGAUUUGGCUGUCUGAUGAUGGCCCUUUUGUAGUUGUUUUAGAUCCUCUGGAUGGUUCACGGAACAUUGACGCCUCUAUUCCUACCGGGACGAUAUUUGGCAUCUACAAGCGCCUUGUGGAACUUGAUCAUCUUCCAGUUGAGGAUAAGGCUACACUCAAUUCCCUCCAGAGUGGAGCUAAGCUUAUUGCUUCUGGCUAUGUCCUUUAUUCAUCGGCUACCAUUUUGUGCACGAGUUUUGGGUCAGGAACACAUGGAUUCACUCUCGACCAUUCAACUGGAGACUUUGUUAUGACACACCCAAACAUAAGAAUUCCUCCUCGAGGUCAAAUAUACUCGGUGAAUGAUGCUCGAUACUUUGACUGGCCGGAGGGGCUAAGGCGAUACAUAGACACGGUGAGACAAGGGAAGGGCGAAUAUCCGAAGAAGUAUUCAGCGCGAUACAUAUGCUCUCUUGUUGCGGAUUUCCACCGGACUUUGUUGUAUGGCGGCAUUGCGAUGAACCCCAGGGAUCAUCUGCGGCUGGUGUACGAAGCGAAUCCGCUAAGCUUCCUGUCGGAGCAAGCAGGAGGGCGAGGGUCGGACGGGAAGGACCGUAUAUUAUCGGUGCAGCCGGUGAAGCUGCACCAAAGGCUGCCGCUGUUUCUGGGGAGCCCUGAUGAUGUUGAAGAGUUGGAGAGCUAUGGGGAAGUCCAGCAGAAACUGAAUCCUGGAUAUGAUGUCUGAAUUGAGUUCAAUUCAUUCACUCCCUCUUGUAAAAACACAAACUUGAAUGUAAAGAAUAUAUGUAAUUAAUUAGUAGAUGAAAGCCUGCUGGUAAGAAAAAUAGUUAUACUUGCUCUGUAAAAUAAUUGUGCUACUUUUAGGCCAUGAUUUUUCAAGUAGUAGUAUAAUUUUGGGCGACGGCAAACCGGUUAACAACACAUUGUAUGUU
Messenger RNA from Andrographis paniculata, 1447 nucleotides. RefSeq names its product fructose-1,6-bisphosphatase, cytosolic. The transcript has 3 exons. Gene Ontology annotation, molecular function: fructose 1,6-bisphosphate 1-phosphatase activity. The record is from RefSeq and is a predicted model, not a curated record. Lineage: Eukaryota; Viridiplantae; Streptophyta; Magnoliopsida; Lamiales; Acanthaceae. Gene Ontology annotation, cellular component: cytosol; cytoplasm. Gene Ontology annotation, biological process: gluconeogenesis; fructose 6-phosphate metabolic process; sucrose biosynthetic process. The coding region runs from base 43 to 1239 and encodes 398 amino acids.